UUAGUUAAAAACCCAAAGCUUAUACCUGUCUUUGUUCUUGUUCAUCUUUCAAUUACCCCGCCAUUCGAAUCAAUCAAUCAAAUCUAAAAAAAAAAAAAAAAAAGGUAUGUUUACCCUCCGAAUCCACACCGAGAGAUCCCCACAACGAUUAUACUUAACACAAGUAACCACCAGCGCGGCGGUGACCAAAUCGAUUACAAACCCUAAAACAAAAACUAAUAGUAAUGAAAAGGAAAAAGAAAAAAGAAGAGUUAAAAAUUCCCCCAAUGGAAUUGAAUGGCGAAGUUCAUUUGUUUAGGAACUUACCGUUCAAAUCGUCAUCGUCGACGUCAUCAUCUCCUCCGAUCAUGACCCUUUGGAAUGUGGCUACCCGGACCACGCAUGUGUUUAUCCCAGCUGUUCCUAAUUAUGUCUCUUAUCAAGAUUUUAUCGCCUUUUGUGGCUCCCAUGUUGAUCACUUUUCCGAUUUAUGUUUCAUCAGGAAUGAUCCGGUGGAAGAUCGAUAUAGUGUGUUGAUUGAGUUAGUUAAUCAAGUAUCUGCUGAUGGGUUUUGUCUUCGUUACAAUGGAAAGCGAUUUAGUCCUUCUGAGACUGAUCUUUGCCAUAUAUACUUCGCACAGUCAGUGGAGUACACAGAUCUCGCAGAGGAAGCAACUACCCCGCAACCAGGAUAUACGGAAUUACCUACUUGUCCUGUUUGUUUAGAGAGAUUGGACUAUGACACAAGUUCAAUACAGAUUACGCUAUGUGACCAUUCGUUUCAAUGUCCAUGUAUUUCGAAGUGGGCCUGCUUGUCUUGCCAGGUUUGCCGACUUCUUCAACAGCAAGAUGGGAAACCGACAUGCGCAAUUUGUGGGACAUCUAGCAAUCCGUGGGUCUGUUUGAUAUGUGGUUUUGUAGGAUGUGGAAGGUAUGAAAAAGCGCAUGCUGUGGAGCACUAUAGUCAUGCACAACAUUGCUAUUCACUUGACCUAGAAAAACAGCAAAUUUGGGAUUAUUAUGGUGAUAAAUAUGUUCACCGUUUAAAUCAGUCGAAAGUUGGUAGCAAGUCAACUGUGACAUGUCAUCAAACAAGUGAAGGGGAGUGUGGUGAUAAAGAGGAUGCUGAACUUGGUGGGGCACUAUAUAGCAGCAAACUUGAUACAAUUCUGGUUGAGUACAACUUUCUUCUGGCAACCCAUAUGGAGACUCAGCGGCUACAUUAUGAAGCACUACUUGCGGAGGCGAAAAGUCAAAAGGAGAGAACCAUAGCUGAAGCAAUAGAGAAAGCUGAAGUUGAAAAGAUACAAGAAAUUCAACAUAAACUGGAAGAACUUGCCAAAGACACGAAAUCUGUUUCUGAUAUUAAUGAAGAUCUUGCUAAAGAACAAGAACUUCUGAAGAAAAAGUAUAAGGAAAUUCAGGAGAGGGAGACUGCAUUGCUAAAAAUGAAGGAUGAGAAAAUACUUGAUCUUGAAGAACAGAUUAGAGAUUUGAGAAUUUUCGUGGAAGCCCAAAAAACACUGGCAGCGUCAAGUGAGGAGAUAAAGGGGGGUACACUUCUGCCACUUCAGUCAACUCCAGACAGUGAGAAGAAGAAGAACAAAAGGCGGGGCCGAAAGCGCAACUAGACCGUCAAGCAACUAUAUGCAACUUAAGUUUUAUAUGGUCUAAAACACUACUUGUUUUUAUAGUUUUUAGAUUGGUAUUUUGUUUCAUAUUGUAGAUUAGAGAUUUGAGAGUUUGUGGAAGCUCAAAAAACACUGGCAGUGUCGGGUGAUGAGAUAAAGGGGGGCACACUUCUGCCUGUCCAGUCAAAUCCAGCAAGUGAUAAGAAAAACAAUAGAAGGCGAGUCUGGAAACUCAACUAGACCUUCAAGGGUUGUGUGUACAUAAAGAUAAAGGAAGUAGUAGCUGGACUAGAUAGAUAAAGAUAGUGGUUAAUGUGUAGCAUGAUUAUUCUUUAACCCAUAAAUUCAAUUUAAGUACUCUUUGUUUCUUACCA
Messenger RNA from Erigeron canadensis, 1984 nucleotides. Its product is annotated as BRAP2 RING ZnF UBP domain-containing protein 1-like. Lineage: Eukaryota; Viridiplantae; Streptophyta; Magnoliopsida; Asterales; Asteraceae. Gene Ontology annotation, biological process: protein ubiquitination; Ras protein signal transduction. The coding region runs from base 225 to 1610 and encodes 461 amino acids. The transcript has 11 exons. Gene Ontology annotation, cellular component: cytoplasm. The record is from RefSeq and is a predicted model, not a curated record. Gene Ontology annotation, molecular function: ubiquitin protein ligase activity; zinc ion binding.